Messenger RNA from Rhagoletis zephyria (snowberry fruit fly), 1166 nucleotides. RefSeq names its product glycine cleavage system H protein, mitochondrial (gene ppl). Gene Ontology annotation, cellular component: cytoplasm; mitochondrion; glycine cleavage complex. Lineage: Eukaryota; Metazoa; Arthropoda; Insecta; Diptera; Tephritidae. Gene Ontology annotation, biological process: protein lipoylation; glycine decarboxylation via glycine cleavage system. The record is from RefSeq and is a predicted model, not a curated record.
GCCAGUUUUUGCUUGUCAGUUGUAGGCUUUACCAAAUUUCUUCAUUGGCACGAGUCGCUUUUCGUUUUGAUGUACAUAUAUUAAAUGUACAUAGCUACUAAAUAUUGUAUUUGCUAUUUAAAUACGCAUUGUAUUGUGUGGCAGUGAUAACCUUUGCCAUCUGUCCGGACGCUUACGAGGUUGCUGCAAAUUAUUUGAAUCAAUAAUUCGGUGAUAAGCUCUCUUGCCAUAAAUAUUAUUGCUCAUUAUAAUAGUGGACGUGAAGCGCACCGGACGGCAAAAGCGGUAGCAUCGGCUAUUCAACUUGGUGGAAAAGCAAGCAACAUAGAGCUAUAGGAGAAUGGCUUCAAUCACAAGGUUCGCACGUUUUAGCUUGCAGCUUAGUAGUGUAGCUACAAAGAGACUACGCUCGACGCCCACCACAUUUUGUCAACAGUGGCGUGCCUUCAAUGUGAGCAGUUUCUUGUUGGCAGCACGUCGCUAUACGGAAAAACAUGAAUGGGUGUUUGUGGAGGGAACAACGGCCACAGUUGGCAUUUCAGAGUAUGCACAAGAUGCGCUUGGUGAUGUGGUCUUCGCACAGUUGCCGGAUCCAGGUACGGCGCUACAGCAGCACGAUGAAUGUGGUGCAUUGGAAAGCGUGAAGGCGGCAAGUGAGGUGUAUUCACCAAUUAGUGGCAAAGUAACUGAAAAGAAUAGCACUGUUGAAGAGACACCUGGUUUAAUUAAUAGCAGUUGCUACGACAAAGGUUGGCUCUUCAAGUUGACAGUUAACAAUCCCGCAGAAAUUGAAAAACUCAUGAGUGAGGAGCAAUAUCAAGAGUUUCUUAAAGCUGCAGAACAUUAAUUGUAGGAUUUAUAUUUCGCCUGGUGUUACAAAAUGCUAACAAAGUCUUGUUUUAUUUGUAUUUUUUACGUAUAUCAUAAAGUUGGAAUUCUUGGCUUGCUUUACUCUUUUGCUAUACGCUAUAAAAGGGGUUUCACUCAACAUAAACUUAUAAAUGUUGAAUAUCGGUAAUUUAUCCUAUCGUUUUUGUAAUAUAGUUUAGGACUUAUUUAGUUUGUAUAAGUGUUGCCAAGCAGCCCAGAACAAUUUUUUGUCUAAUACCACAGGUAAUGCAUUUACAUGUGUUUUGGCGCGCCAUAAUAUAAUGAAGAAAAAUCAA